Ahaetulla prasina is the source of this 2505-nucleotide messenger RNA. Its product is annotated as vomeronasal type-2 receptor 26-like. Gene Ontology annotation, cellular component: membrane. Gene Ontology annotation, molecular function: G protein-coupled receptor activity. Bases 1 to 2505 code for a protein of 834 amino acids. Gene Ontology annotation, biological process: G protein-coupled receptor signaling pathway. The transcript is spliced from 7 exons. Lineage: Eukaryota; Metazoa; Chordata; Lepidosauria; Squamata; Colubridae. The record is from RefSeq and is a predicted model, not a curated record.
AUGGGGAGCUCCGAACCUAUUAAUGAAGCUGACAUGGAUGGCCAUGCCAGGAUGCCAACCCUGAAUGACUGGAAAAACACAGUUCCUAAAUGCAUGAACAGUGAUCCACGGAAUAUCAAGCAUAAAUAUUAUCAGCCAGGGGAUGUGAUUAUAGCUGCCAUUAGUUCACAAAGCUUCAUGUUUUCCAACCCUCUCAACUUUGAAAGGCAUCCCUCUUCUGAAGUCCUUGAUGAUCUCAUAUUUUUGACUCAGACCUACCAGCACAUCUUGGCUCUUGUCUUUGCUGUGAAGGAGAUCAAUGAUGAUACCCAGAUGCUACACAACAUCUCCUUGGGUUUCAACAUUUAUAAUGCCUACUUCACAGGAAGCUUAACUUAUCUUGCUUCACUGGAGCUCCUCUCUACUUGGGGCAAGUUCAUUCCAAACUAUAAAUGCGAUGCCCGAAGUACCACUAUGGCUGUGAUUGGGGGCCCCGACUCUAAAGCAUGUCUUUUCAUGGCAACCAUUCUGAGCAUAUACAAGUUACCACAGGAUGACAAUGGCCUCAGGUUUAUACAGAAAGAACUUCCCAAGUUUUCCCAAAGUGGUAUCUGCUUUGACUUUAUAGAACCAUUCCCAACUGUGUAUUUCAAAAGUGGCAUUCAUGAAAUGAUGGAAUCGUGGGUCAAACUCUACGUCUUGAUAAGUAAUAGCAUUGCCAGUGUUGUGGUUAUACAUGGUGAGAUUCACACUACUAUCUUUUUGAGAAUGUUUCCUAGAAUUUUGGAAGUUGAAGACAUUCAAAUGAAGACAGGUAAAGUCUGGAUAAUGAUGGCGCAGGUAGAAUUCACUUCUGUUCCUUUUCAACGAUCCUGGGAUCUAGAUAUCCUUCACGGUUCCUUAGCCUUUGCAAUCCAGUCAAAGGAGGUGGUGGGUUUCCAAAAUUUUCUUCAGAUGAGAAACCCUAAUGUGGAAACCAGAGAUGGUUUUCUUAAGGACUUUUGGAGACAGGCAUUUGAUUGUUCCUUCCCAACAACCUUAGAGGACAAUGUUUGGAAUCUCUGCAGUGGGGAGGAGAAACUGGAGACUCUUCCUAGAUCUGUCUUUGACAUGAGCAUAACUCCUCAUAGCUAUAGCAUCUACAAUGCAGUUUAUGCUGUGGCCCAUGCAUUGAAAUCCAUGAGCUCAUCAAUGCUCAAACACAGAACUAUGUCAGGGGAAGGACAGAAGAAUGUUCUGAAUUCAUUGCUUUGGCAGGUCCAUCCUUAUCUCAGAAAAGUCUCCUUUAACAAUAGUGUUGGGAAGAUGAUUUCCUUUGAUCAAAAUGGGAACCUGGAAGCAGGAUUUGAUAUUAUCAAUUGGAUCACAUUCCCAAACUUAACAUUGCAUCAAGUCAAAAUGGGAACAUUUGAUCACAGAGCUCCCAAAGAAGAUGCUUUCAGUCUUUUUGUUGAUGCCAUCAGAUGGCCAAGGAGAUUUAACCGGGUACAGCCUCGUUCUUUGUGUAAUGAACCCUGCCAUAAAGGUCACAGCAAGACCAAGAAGGAAGGGAAGCCAUUUUGUUGUUAUGAUUGCCUUCCAUGCCCAGAAGGAAAAGUGUCAAACUGGACAGACAUGGAUUCUUGUUACCAGUGUCCAGAGGAUCACUAUCCCAGCAAAGCCCAGGAUCAAUGCAUUCCAAAAGAGAUCAGUUUCCUAGCUUUUCAAGAGCCUUUGGGGAUCACCUUGGCCAUUGUUGCUCUUUUAUUUUCCUCCAUCACAGCUCUGGUCCUUGCAGUCUUUGUCCGACACAAGAAUACACCCAUCGUCAAGGCCAACAACCGGGGCCUCAGCUACACCCUCCUGGCUUCCCUUUUGCUUUCCUUUCUCUGUCCUUUGCUUUUCAUUGGUCGGCCGCAGAUGGCAACCUGUCUCCUUCGCCAAACUGCUUUUGGAAUUGUUUUCUCUCUGGCGGUUUCUUGUGUGGUGGCCAAAACUCUCAUUGUGGUCUUGGCUUUCAUGGCCACUAGGCCAGAUUCUAAGAUGAGGUCAUGGGUAGGGAAUAAGUUGGCCGUCUUUAUGGUGCCUUCCUGCUCCCUCAUUCAAACCACUCUUUGUACUGUGUGGCUGGUGAAAUCUGCUCCCUUCCCAGACCUUGAUAUGCACUCACUGCCUACAGAAAUGGUCCUGGAAUGCAAUGAAGGCUCCGCUGCCAUGUUUUAUUGUGUCCUGGGUUUCAUUGGCCUCUUGGCCAUGAUCAGCUUUACAGUGGCUUUCCUUGGCAGGAACCUCCCAGAUAGUUUCAAUGAAGCCAAAUUUAUUGCCCUCAGCAUGCUUCUCUUUUGCAGUGUCUGGAUCUCUUUUGUCCCAGCCUACCAGAGCACCAAAGGGAAAUACAUGGUGGCUGUGGAGAUCUUCUCCAUUUUAGCCUCAAGUGCUGGAUUAUUGGUCCUCAUUUUCUUCCCCAAACUCUACAUCAUCUUGAUAAGACCUGAGCUGAAUAACAAGCAACAACUCAUGCGAAAAAACCUCAUAAAUGAUUUAUAG